Messenger RNA from Acanthoscelides obtectus, 2258 nucleotides. NCBI's taxonomy places the organism in Eukaryota, Metazoa, Arthropoda, Insecta, Coleoptera, Chrysomelidae. The record is from the annotation of a GenBank genome assembly.
GCAUCUUCGGAUCAUACGGUUACGACAGUAAAUUCUGGUUACUGGAGUACGGAAAGUUAAAAAAAAUAUCGAGGCCACAAAUUCUGACUAAGAAGCGGAAAGAUAAUAAUAAACAAUCAACUUAUUCUGUCUGACAUCCAAUAGGAAAAACAUUUACCUAUUCUGGUAGCAGGGUCGCAGGGUCAGGAACGGGAGCUCAUCUUUUCAGUUUUUUAAACAACAGGCCGAUUCGGUUGUACCAACCAGUAAAACGUUAAAUAGCGUCGCUGCGCAAGUGGAAAGGGCAGUUCUUGAAGAAUCUCGGUGCCGUCUGCAUUUUACAGUGACCACGAUGAUUUUCUUGUUGAUAUAUAUCGCGACCAGUUUUGUAAUUGUUCUUCUCCUUAUUGACAUGAAGAAGCCCAAAAACUAUGCUCCUGGACCGUCAUUUCUUCCAAUCGUAGGUAACUAUCUCCUAUACAGGACCAUGCACAAGAAAGUUGGUUAUCACCAUCUGGUCUGGACAUAUCUGAGCAAGAAAUAUGGCGAUGUGGUGGGAAUGAAAUUGGGAAGAAACCUUGUGGUAGCAGCUUCUGGACCACAGGCAAUCAAAGAAGUAUUGACCAGAGAAGACUUUGACGGGAGACCAGAUGGGUUUUUCUUCAGGUUGAGGACUUUCGGAAAGAGAUUAGGUAUUGUAUUUUCCGAAGGCCAGUUUUGGAAAAAGCAACGGAAGUUUUCAAUACAACAUUUGCGUAGUUUUGGUUUUGGUAAAAAAGAAAUGGAGCAAAUGAUUCAAGACGAAACACGAUCGUUAUUAGACAUAUUUGAGAACACAUGCGAUAAGCCCAUAUACAUGCACAGUGCUUUCGAUGUGUCUGUACUAAAUGGACUCUGGGCAAUGAUGGCAGGUGAAAGGUUUGAAAUAGAAGACGAACGGUUGAAGAAACUACUACAGAUAGUCAAUGAUGCUUUCAGGCUAGUGGAUAUGUCUGGAGGUCUGAUUAACCAAAUGCCGUAUCUGAGACAUAUUGCUCCGAAUGCUUGUGGUUAUAAUAAAAUUAUGGACGUAUUGACAAGGAUGUGGCAAUUUUUAGAGGAAACCAUUAAUGACCAUAGGAAAUCUAUGUGCUAUAUGCAACAACCAAGAGAUCUGAUAGAUGCAUUUCUUCAAAAAAUGGAAUACACUAAUGAUACGUCGUUCACAGACGAUCAACUGAUGUCCUUAUGCUUGGACCUCUUCAUGGCGGGAUCUGAAACCACCAGCAACUCGUUAGGCUUCUCAAUGCUAUUGAUGGUCUUACAUCCUGAUGUCCAAGGAAAAGUACAAGACGAGCUUGACAGAGAAGUGGGUAGAAACAGAUUGCCAAGUCUGAGUGAUAAGCCAAUAUUAAAAUACACCGAAGCAGUACUGAUGGAGAUUCAAAGACGCACGAACAUAGCACCUUUGGGAAUCGCUCACCGAGCAGUUAGAGACACCGUCCUUGGUGGUUACAACGUUCCGGAAGGCACUAUAGUCUUAACAAAUCUUCAUAGCAUCCACAUGGAUGAGAAGCUUUGGGAGGAUCCCCUUGAAUUUAGACCGGAAAGGUUCCUGGAUGAGAAGAAUGAAAUAAUAUUUGACGAAAGCUGCUUCAUGCCGUUUGGCAUAGGUAAAAGACGUUGCCUGGGAGAAACGUUGGGCAAAACCAAUAUCUUCUUAUUCUUCACUGCUGUGCUACACAACUUCACAUUAGAUAAAGUAGAUGAUGACAAUCUCAGCCUUGAGGGCUUCGAUGGUGUGACCAUAGCUCCAAGACCCUUUAAAGUCAAGCUUACACCCAGAUGCUGAAAAUCUGCAAACUCUAAUGGAUCCAAGUUACUUAACAAACUUGGUCUAUUUGUAAUCUCACAUACUUUUGUAUAUUUUUUUAUGAUUACAUAUUUUUAUCUGAAUCCAGGUUUGUGUUUAAUUUUAAUUUUUAGAUUAAAUCAAGAUAAAGUUUUUUGAAUAAUUUAAUGUUUAUCUUAUCUGUCAUAUUUACUUGCCUAAAAUUUGGAAGCAAGCACUGAUAAUACCUAUAGGAAAAACUUUGAAACCCGGUCUCCUAUCAGAUCUUCGAUCAAUCAGAUUACUACCUAUUUUGUCAAAAAUCGUUGAAAAGAUUGUACAACUUCAACUUACAUCAUACAUUGAAGUACAUCAGAUAAUCCCACCUAAUCAAUCGGGAUUUAGAAAACAUUAUAAUACAACAUCAGCUUUAAUAAACAUAUGCGACAACAUCUUUCGUGUUCUGGAC